This is a messenger RNA of Vigna unguiculata (cowpea), 1198 nucleotides long. RefSeq lists its product as uncharacterized. Lineage: Eukaryota; Viridiplantae; Streptophyta; Magnoliopsida; Fabales; Fabaceae. The record is from RefSeq and is a predicted model, not a curated record.
UCACCAUUUUCACCAUUAACCAACUCAACUCAUAAUACCAUCGGCACAAACCAAUAAACCCUCACGGCGAGGCGACCACCCUCUUUCAAGGUUGCCUCCGCCGAUCACCACCACCACCGCCGCCGCCGCCACCGUCAAUUCUUAAUCUUGAACAAAUAAAUAAAGCACCACCGUUUGCCUAUUAUAUAGAGAUAGAUAUAUACACAAAUAGAUACAUUCAUGCAUUGGUAGGUGUAAAUAUAUAUACACAUUGAAUCGAUCAAGUAUAUACACAAAAAAGUAUACAUGGGAGAAGUGGAGCAACGGGGGCAGAUGCAGGAGGUGGAUACGAAGUUGCAGCAGCACAUUGCGUUUGCAGAAGAUGCGUUGAAGAAAAGGAGGCGUUUUUUGUCGAAGCAGUUGUCGAUGUGUGAGGCGCCGCGAGACAUUGCAUGGGAGAGAAAGAAGAAGAAAGAGGGGAGGACGAGACUGAGAACGAGGAGGAACAGUUUUCACCACUGCGAUGACGUCACCGACGAUGAUCUUCACGAGCUCAAAGGAUGCAUAGAAUUAGGGUUCGGUUUCAACGAGGAAGAUGGCCAGACACUGUGCGACACCUUGCCUGCUCUCGAUCUCUACUUCGCCGUCAACCGCCAGAUGUCGCCGGUCUCCACCCCUAACGCCGGCGGCUCUUCUUCCUUUGGCAGCGCCAUCAGCUUUACACCACCACCACCGCCUGACUCUGAUUCUUGGAAGAUUUGUAACCCAGGGGACGACCCGGAACAUGUAAAGACGAAGUUGAGGCAUUGGGCACAGGCUGUAGCUUGUUCUGUAAUGCAGUUUCAUUGAGGUGUGGAAAUUUUGUACAGAGGAAGAUAUAUGUUCUAGAUAUAUGCACAGAGAAAGAGCAAGAAGGCCAAGAACAGAAUCUGAAAUCUCCUUCUGCUUUCGUUUCUGGAAAACACAAAACAAAACUGUGCUGCUUUCUGUCGGGGGUUUUUUUGGAGCUAAAAAUGGUUGGACUGAAUUAAUUACCCCUUUUUCCUUCACCUUCUUGUUUUCUUUUUUACGGUUUUAUAGAUAUGUUUUUGGUAUGUCUCUCCGAGGUCUCUUCAUGUAUACAGUUUUGAGCCACUGGUAAAUACCACAGCGUAUAGGGAUUUGCGUUUCUUUACCAUGAUUCAAAUAAAAUGUAAUUGCAUCUAAGAUUCGCAUUUAA